AUGAGCCAUGAGGAGCCACGGCAAGGAGCCCAGGAACACGUGGUGGCCGGAGGAGAAGACAGAAUACAACUAACCAUAGGACAGGCUCUUGAAGCGACAGCCCAUACAGUGGGUGACAAGCCGGUGGAGCAGAGCGAUGCGGCAGCUAUAGAAGCGGCGGAGAUGAGGGCGACCGGAAGGAAUGAGAUAAUACCAGGUGGGCUGGCGGCAGUGGCGCAGAAAGCGGCGGCUUACAACACGGGAUGUGUAAGGGAGGAGGACGAGAUCAAGAUGAGUGACAUUGUGUCAGGUGCAACGAUAAAAUUGCCGGCGGAUAAAGAAGCAACACGGCAAGAUGCCGUAGAAGUGGUGGCUGCUGAGGUGGGGAAUAGCCCUAAUGUGUCGACCACCCGGGGAGGCGUGGCGGCUUCUGUGGCUGCUGCCGUCAGACUCAACGAGAAGCCGGCAAUAAUCUAA
Messenger RNA from Neltuma alba, 456 nucleotides. Its product is annotated as late embryogenesis abundant protein D-34-like. The coding region runs from base 1 to 456 and encodes 151 amino acids. The record is from RefSeq and is a predicted model, not a curated record. The transcript has a single exon. NCBI's taxonomy places the organism in Eukaryota, Viridiplantae, Streptophyta, Magnoliopsida, Fabales, Fabaceae.